UAAUAUUUGGGAAGAACCCUAGGUAGCUUUGAGCUAUGGCGUCUUCGUCCGUGAGGGCGCUACGGCGGGGAGCAAGCGCCUGUCAAGCGCAGGCGCUGGAUUUCCUCGUCCGAGGCCUUCCAGCAUCGCGUGGAGUGCUCGAUCCCUACUUAGAUCAGCGCGAAUCCAGUCCAGGAGUGCGCCACGCUUUCAACCUGGCGACGAGGGGAGGAACUCCGCUGGUUGUCAAGACCGCCGGGGGUCUCUCGGCAGCUACGGGAUUCAUCGUGACCAUCUUUGGAUCGACUGGAAUGCUGGGACGGGCAGUGGUGAACAACCUCGCAAAGAUUGGAGCACAGUGUAUGAUACCAUACAGGGGGCUGGAGGAUAAGCCUCGACAUCUAAAAGUGAUGGGUGAUCUCGGUCAGAUCGUGCCGUUUGUGUGUAAUAUCCGGGAUGAAGAUGCCAUACGCGCUGCCAUUGCGAAAUCCAACGUUGUCAUCAACUUGAUUGGAAGAGAAUACGAAACUCGUAACUACGGUUUCGAGGAGGUCAACAUUGAUAUUGCACAACGUAUUGCUCGGAUAUCGAAAGAGCACGGUGGGAUCGUGCGAUAUAUCCAUACGUCGUGCGUCGGUGCGGACGAGAACUCUCCUUCCAAACAGCAUAGAACAAAGGCCCUGGGAGAAGAAGCAGUCAGACAGGAAUUUCCUGAGGCUACUAUUAUGCGACCCGCGAGUAUGUUCGGCUACCACGACAAGUUCCUUAACAGAUUUGCCACGAAGGCAAAGUUCUGGCCCAAUGUUCCAAUGUUUUUCGAUGGCAAAACAAGGGUUCAACCGGUUUGUGUCCUUGACGUCGCAGCUGCUUUUCUAGCCGCAGUGAAAGAAAAAGAAGGUAUUCACGUCGGGAAAGUCUAUGAACUCGGGGGACCGGAUGUUUACACGAUUCACGAGCUCCUUCUGUGGAUGUUUGAAGUUCUUCGCGAGAAACCGCGGAUAAUCAACAUUCCAUUGCCGCUAGCCGAGGCCGUGUCCCGCGUCCGAGAGUUCUUCUUCAAGAGAGUACCCGUGCCACUCCCACAGCUAUGGCCGUGCUACCGUCACUACAUCGAUUCUCUCAAAGUGGAUCAAGUCGUCUCUCCCGACGCUCUAACGUUCGAAGAGCUGGGGAUCAAACCCAGACCUCUUGGAGGCCUGGCGACCGAGUACCUCUUCUACUACAGAGAGGGUGGUCCACACAUGGGACAAUUCCGUUUGUGAAAAAUCACCAGCAAAAGGUAAAUUUUGUCCCGGAAAAAACAUUUUUUUUGUAAAAUAAAAAACUUUGUCAUGAA
Selaginella moellendorffii is the source of this 1315-nucleotide messenger RNA. RefSeq names its product NADH dehydrogenase [ubiquinone] 1 alpha subcomplex subunit 9, mitochondrial. Lineage: Eukaryota; Viridiplantae; Streptophyta; Lycopodiopsida; Selaginellales; Selaginellaceae. Gene Ontology annotation, molecular function: protein-containing complex binding. The coding region runs from base 36 to 1241 and encodes 401 amino acids. The record is from RefSeq and is a predicted model, not a curated record. Gene Ontology annotation, cellular component: mitochondrion. The transcript has 12 exons.